This is a messenger RNA of Rhododendron vialii, 3841 nucleotides long. RefSeq lists its product as uncharacterized. The coding region runs from base 206 to 3400 and encodes 1064 amino acids. The transcript has 14 exons. The record is from RefSeq and is a predicted model, not a curated record. Lineage: Eukaryota; Viridiplantae; Streptophyta; Magnoliopsida; Ericales; Ericaceae. Gene Ontology annotation, molecular function: glycosyltransferase activity.
CGCAGCUGUUUCCCAUCAUCUACUCCUAAACAGAAAUGAUCAGUUUCUCACUCUUCCCAAGCCAAAACAAAGCACAGAUACUCUGAGAGAGAGAGAGAGAGAGAGACAGUUUUUGUGCAUUUCAUUCAUGCCAACACGAACUACUCAUCUUCCACCCUCCACUUCCUCUUCCUCUUCCUCUUCCACUCACUGAGCCAACAAAAAAAUGGGCCGCAACUCGGCGAGCCCCGACCGCCUCUCCUCCGGCGAAGAGGACGGCGUCAAUGCCGCCGCCGCUGCCAAUUCCACCACCGGUCUAGGUUUCCGCUCGAUCCGCGACCGUAUUCGCUUCAAACGAAACCCUAACCCGACCACAACAACAACGACAAGUCCGGUUAACAACAACAACACCAAGGAUCGAACCGGUAAAACGACGUCGGAUCGGCGCAGAUCCCACCACCACGGCCGCCCGGCCCCAAGCGCUCGCAAGUUCCCGUUGUUUCCGUUCAGGGGGAGGUCGUUGUUCUACUUCUGCGUGUUCCUCGCGGUAUUCUUGUUCGCGCUGGCGUCGAUGGUGCUGCAGAGCUCGAUCGCGUCGGCCGUGUUCCGUAUGGGGGGUGGUAGUGAGAGGAGGGGGAGGAUGGUGAGGGAGGGCUUGAAGUUCGGGAGCUCGUUGAGGUUCGUGCCCUCGGCGACGGUUGGCCCGCGGGGGCGGGGUUCCGUCGAGCUGGAUCGGUUGCGGCGGAGUGGGCCUAGAAUUGGUAUCCGGCCGCCCAGACUUGCUCUUGUCUUAGGAAACAUGAAAAAUGAUCCAGUGUCAUUGAUGCUGUAUACUGUGGUGAAGAGUUUACAGGAACUCGGCUAUUUGUUUAAGAUUUAUGCAGUAGACGAUGGGAAAGCGCAUUCUGUGUGGGAGAAAAUAGGAGGUCAAAUCUUUAUCCUAAGUCCGGAGAGAUAUCACCAAAUUGAUUGGUUAACCUUUGAAGGUGUUAUAGUGGAUUCUCUUGAAGCAAGAGCUGCCAUUUCAAGCCUUAUGCAGGAGCCCUUUUGUUCGGUACCACUUGUAUGGGCAAUUCAGGAAGAUACACUCGCUAAUCGCCUUCCCGCGUAUGAGGACAUGAGCUGGGAACAUCUUAUUUCUUCCUGGAGAAGUGCUUUUAGCCGUGCUGAUGUUAUUGUUUUUCCAGAUUUUUCUCUCCCGAUGUUAUAUAGUGUGCUUGACACUGGAAACUUCUUUGUGAUUCCUGGAUCACCAAUAGAUGUGUGGGCUGCUGAAGGCUACAGUAAAAGCCACUCCAAAAUGCAGUUAAGGACGGACAAUGGGUUCAAUAAAGAUGAUAUGCUGGUUCUAAUAGUUGGGAGUUCUUUCUUCUACAAUGAGCUAUCUUGGGAGUAUGCGGUUGCAAUGCAUGACAUAGGACCUCUGCUACUCAAAUAUGCAAGGGGCAAAGACUCCAAGGGGGCAUUUAAAUUUCUGUUCUUGGGUGGAAACUCCACCGACGGAUACACUGAUGCUUUACAGGAAAUUGCUACUCAUUUGGGAUUCCAUCAUGGUUCAGUAAGGCACUAUGGGAUGAAUGGUGAUGUAAAUGGUUUGCUACUAAUGGCUGAUAUUGUUCUAUAUGGUUCCUCCCAAGAUGUACAGGGUUUUCCUCCAUUACUUACACGAGCCAUGUCAUUUGGAAUUCCCGUGAUUGCACCUGACUACCCUGUUAUUAAAAAAUAUGUUGUUGAUGGAGUUCAUGGGAUGAUUUAUCCGAAACAUCAGCCUGAUGCGUUGAUGAGAGCUUUCUCGCUUUUGAUAUCGAAAGGAAAACUCUCUAAAUUUGCUCAUUCUGUGGCUUCUUCUGGAAGGCUGUUGGCUAAGAACAUGCAGGCAUCAGAUUGUGUUACUGGUUAUGCAAAACUUUUGGAGAAUGUCCUCACUUUCCCAUCGGGUGCCCAGCUGCCAGGUCAGAUUUCAAAGCUCAAACAAGGUACAUGGGAAUGGAAUUUGUUCAGGAUGGAAAUGGAACAGGGAAUUAUGGAUCAGAAGGGCUCUUACGUGAGAAAUUCUAGCAUUGUCUAUGCCCUCGAGGAACAGUUGACCAAUCACUUCGAUUUAGGGGAUGGCAAUCAGAGUGAGCCUGAGGUACUGGCACAGGACAUUCCUACAGACCUAGAUUGGGAUAUCUUAAUGGAGAUAGAAAAUUCUGAGGAGAUGGAAAGCCUUGAAAUGGAGGAGAUUGAAGGAAGAAUGGAGAAAGAUUCAGGUGUGUGGGAUGAGAUAUAUCGCAACGCUCGAAAAGCUGAAAAACUUAAGUCUGAAGGACAUGAAAGAGAUGAAGGAGAGCUAGAAAGAACUGGCCAGGCGUUGUGUAUAUAUGAAAUAUACGAUGGAGCUGGGGCGUGGCCCUUUCUCCAUCACGGUACUUUGUACCGUGGGUUAAGUCUUUCCACAAGUGCACGAAGAACGAGAUCAGACGAUGUGGAUGCAGUUGGACGGCUUCCCCUGUUGAAGGAAUCAUACUAUAGGGAUAUUCUUUGCGAGAUUGGAGGCAUGUUUGCUGUUGCUAACAGUGUUGACAACAUUCAUAAGCGGUCAUGGAUUGGAUUUCAGUCAUGGCGUGCUGGUGGCAGGAAGGUAUCACUGUCUACUAGAGCGGAACAGGUUUUGGAAGAAAAAAUAAAAGAGGAAACCAAAGGAGAAGUAAUUUACUUCUGGGCGCACUUUGGCAUGGAUAGUGGACUUUCAGGAAGUAAUGAUGCACUUACUUUUUGGUCCAUGUGUGACAUCCUAAAUGGAGGGAACUGCCGAACUGCCUUUGAAGAUGCCUUCCGCAGGAUGUAUGCCUUGCCAUCCCACAUUGGGGCUCUUCCUCCCAUGCCUGAAGAUGGUGGUCACUGGUCUGCUCUGCAUAGCUGGGUGAUGCCAACCCCUUCCUUUCUAGAGUUCAUAAUGUUUUCCAGGAUGUUUGCUGAUUCUCUCAAUAGCUUGCACACCAAUUCAAGCGAAAUCACGACUUGCUUGUUGGGUUCCUCAAGCCUUGAGAAAAAGCAUUGCUAUUGCCGGAUUUUGGAACUCCUAGUCAAUGUAUGGGCUUAUCAUAGUGCGCGUAAGAUGGUUUACAUUGACCCACACACGGGUUCACUACAAGAACAGCAUCCAAUUGAGCAACGAAAGGGAUAUAUGUGGGCAAAGUACUUCACUUUUUCUUCAUUGAAGAGUAUGGAUGAAGACCUUGCUGAAGUGGCUGAUGACAACGACCACCCCAGUGAGACGUGGUUGUGGCCACUAACAGGGGAAGUAUAUUGGCAAGGCGUAUAUGAGAGAGAGAGGGAAGAGAGAUAUAGACUAAAGAUGGACAAGAAGAGGAAAACUAAAGAGAAACUAUUGGAUAGGAUGCAGUAUGGAUACAAGCAGAAGUCACUCGGAAGAUAGGAAGCUUAAAAAGAUUCUGAAUUUUGAGCUUGAGAAGUAAGUAGAGCGAAUGGGAACACUAUUGACUCCUAACACAGAAACUAACCGAUUUUCGGUUCUGGACUCCAAAAAAGGAAAUACACAUACACAGAUAAAAGGAGAGCUCAAAUUCUUUCUAACAACAUCGAGAUUUUUGACCGCUGGAAGCUCUGAUAGGUAUUUGUCUCACUAUUACUUAAGGAGUUACAUGCUAUAUAUACGGAGUGGAGAAAUAACAGAGGCUAGCUCUUUAAAGCCGCCUUACUCUCGAGAUUUCUCAAGCGGCUCUGACCAGAUACGUACCACUGGCAUUUUGAGAACAUGAUACCAGAAACUAUUAUAGAUUCUUUUGUCGAUGUAUAUAUAGAGCCUAGGGGACAACAGUUGCAAUUUUGGUUGGUAUACGAAGUUGGUUAAUGGUUA